Molecule: messenger RNA, 321 nt
Organism: Aspergillus puulaauensis
Lineage: Eukaryota; Fungi; Ascomycota; Eurotiomycetes; Eurotiales; Aspergillaceae
Product: mitochondrial 54S ribosomal mL53 protein
Exons: 1
Coding region: 1-321 (106 amino acids)
Source: RefSeq, a predicted model, not a curated record
AUGGGAAUCCCUCUUCAAACAAUAACCACCCUCCGCACAACGUUCAACCCGUUCGCCCGCUCCUCGCGGCCAUGCCGCCUCAUCCUCUCGCUCCUCCGCAAUCCUUCCACAACCCCCGCCAGCAGUCCGACACAUAUCGACAUCAAAGUCACCCAGCUACCGCGGACUUCCACGAAAGAGCCCGAGAUCACGGUGGGGUUCAAGGGAGGAAAGGAAGUGAAGUUCGAGGUCGGGAAGCGCCAGCUGAAGAUUGGAGAUGUUGUUAAUGAGAUUUCCCGAAUCGGUAGGGGUAUUGAGCGUGAGGAGAGUUUACAGGGUUAG